Messenger RNA from Malassezia sympodialis ATCC 42132, 1074 nucleotides. The record is from the annotation of a RefSeq genome assembly. Lineage: Eukaryota; Fungi; Basidiomycota; Malasseziomycetes; Malasseziales; Malasseziaceae.
AUGACGUACCGCGGCGCGUGGGACGGGCUGCCCACGUCGUCAUCGUCGCCCCCGCUGCAGGCGACGCUCUCUUCAUCGCCGCCAUCGAGUCCGACGCCGUACCAGCGCACGACAUCCAGCACGUCCGUGCUGGCCUCGGACCCGUUCUCGGCGUCGGCCAAGUCUCUGUCGAUCGGCCCGCCAUCCCGCCCGCGGUGGUCUCGCGCGGCGACGGCGCCGGGUCGCGGCGCAUCCGAGGUGCCGGCCGGCAGCCUCAAUGUGCUCCCGGCGGCCCAGCCAAGCGCGCCCCAUGUGCUAGGCGAGUUCUUCGAGUCGCAGUCCGAUGUGUCCAUGUCGUCGAUCGACGAGCUGGGCAGCUCGCUGGAGUCGCCAGUCACGGCGUCGACCAUUCCUGCGCGCCGUGCAUUCGAGCGCACUGAGAGCGCCAGCACCGACCCCCUGUGUGCGGCGGGCCGCACCGAGUCGUUCUCCCGCUCCGUGCAGCGCCUGCGCCGUAGCGACGCGUCGCCGCAGAAGGGCAGCGCCAGUGCCGGCCCUGCGGCGCCUGCGCCCGCGCCCGCGCCCACGCGCGAGCCCGCGCGGCCCACCGACGCGGCGAGCCGCGCAGACCUCCAGUGGGACGCGCUCGUGAACCGCAUCUUUGACGAGGCGCGCGCUCGGCCGGCCCUGCUGCUAGGCGGCUGCGGCCUGGAGAGCGUGCCGUCGGUCGUCGGCGACCUGCGGCACUUUGUGGCGAUCGAGCCGCGGCGCGUCGACGCACGCCCAUCCAGCGCGAGCCAGACGACGAAUGGCGACCAGGUGCAGCUCUACCUAUGGGACAACCACCUGACGCGUCUGCCCAGCGCGCUCUUCCAGGUCACGAACCUGGGCGUGCUCUCGCUGCGCAAGAACCACCUCACGCACCUGCCCGCGGCCAUCGGCGACCUGCGCCACCUGCGCGAGCUCAAUGUAGGCGGCAAUGCCCUCACCUACCUGCCGGCCGAGAUCCAGCAGCUGCAGCUGCACACAUUCACGUACGUGCCCAACCCGUUCCUGCCGAUACCCCCCGACGCGGCGCUGGACGUGCGCCCCCUG